ACUUUUGGGGUAACAUCAUGUUAAAAACUGCACUGCUGCUCAUUGGAAUCGUAAUCGUGCCCAGUUCCCGGGCCGCGGACUACGAACUGUUGCUUGAGGAUCCGGAUAUAUUCGCUCCCUGUACCGAAAAGCCGCCCGGAUCCAUUGGAUUCACAGAUGCAUUUAACAUAGACAAUUUGGUAAUCGAUCAGGAUUCCGAUAUCAUACAUCUCUCAGAGAAUCUCACCGCCACCUGGGAUGUGGAGCCCACCGAUCGCAUUUCCGGGAGAUUUGCAGUGAUGCACUACAAUCGCGGCAGCUGGGAACCGACCCUAUUUACCUUGGCCACCGCGGACUUUUGUGCCGCAAUGUUCGACGAGAAUCUGUCAUGGUACAAGUACUGGACCAAAUACAUUUCGAACCGCGAGGAGGUGGAGAAGAAUUGCUUCAAUACGCGUGGAACGGUGCUGAUGCACAAACCAUUUGAUAUGCAGCUGCGGCUGAAGGACAUCCGAGGCACCUCGUUGCAGGGUCGCUACAAGAUCGUGGUCCAUUUUGAAGCUUUCGACGAAAAGGACACUCCACGAAAUCCUUCCAUAUGCUUUGAAAUCAGGGGAGAAGCCGAGAAGAUAAAGUAAAACGAUGGUGGAGGCCUUAUAAUUAAGUCAGGCGUUAUCUUUGUAUUUUUCAAAACCGAAAAAGAGAUUUUUCAUAGAUGGUCUCUUCUCAAUAAAAACAAAAGUCUGUCUCCAAA
Molecule: messenger RNA, 733 nt
Organism: Drosophila takahashii
Lineage: Eukaryota; Metazoa; Arthropoda; Insecta; Diptera; Drosophilidae
Gene: CheB42c
Product: Chemosensory protein B 42c
Source: RefSeq, a predicted model, not a curated record